CGUUGUUCAUGUUGCGUUGGCAGCUACAUUUUUUUUUUUUUUCUCCAUACAAGUUUGACAUGAUAAUUCAUGUUUUAGAGAGUUUACGUCCACUAGGCAGGAUAAACGUGCUGGAAUAUGAGAAUGGUUUAAUUUGGCCUCUUAGUGGAAGUAUUCAUUGAACAAGUUAUUGUUGUUAACGUGGCGGUGUCCACAACGAUAUUGUUUACAAAUAGGUGGCGUCACGCGAGAGGCGAUGAGGAAAGUAAACGUGGUCAUCCUGGUGCUACUUGCUGUGGCUUUCCUCAUCAUCAUUCAACGGAAUCUCGUCAGCCUCAGCGACUUUUUGCAUAAAGAAAUCACACAUACCGGGGCCAUUCUUCCCUUUGAGGCGGAAUUGUCUCCUGUCCUCGGAGCGGAUACGAAGCGACAGGGGGACGAGAUCCCCGUGGUCAUGACCGCCGCCGAGGAGAGGCUCGGUGCCGCGGUGGCUGCCUUGCACAGCAUCUACCAGAACACCAAGGCCAAUGUCGUUUUCACCAUUGUCACCUUGAACGACACAGCGGAGCACCUAAGGGCGUGGUUGAGUGUUCCGCGGCUAAAAAGCAUCAAAUAUAAAUUGGUUCUCUUCAACCCUGAGAUGCUGGUUGGCAAGUUACCAAAAAAUCCUGAGAUGACUGAUGCGGCCAAACCGCUGACCUUUGCUAGGUAUUAUCUGCCGUUAUACCUGCCCGAUGUGGAGAAAGCCAUCUAUUUGGAUGACGAUGUCAUUGUGCAAGGGGAUAUCAAAGAGCUUUAUGAAACGAGUAUAAAACCUGGAUAUGCGGCGGCCUUCUCGGACGACUGCGAUUCAGCAUCCACCAAGGGUAUCAUUCGAGGAGCUGGAACUCAGAACAACUACAUAGGUUUCCUGGACUUUAAAAAAGAGGCUAUUAAACAGCUCGGGAUGAGGGCCAACACGUGCGCAUUCAACCCGGGAGUCAUCGUGGCCAACCUGACCGAGUGGAAGAACGCAAACGUGACGGCUCAGCUGGAACGCUGGAUGGAACUGGACGCACGAGACGACCUGUACAGCAAGACAUUAGCCGAGAGCGUCGCCGUCCCUCCGCUCCUCAUCGUUUUUUACAAGCGCCACUCUGCGCUUGACCCCAUGUGGCAUGUGAGGCACCUGGGUGUUACGGGUGCCGGAAACCGCUACUCGCCGCAGUUUGUCAAAGCCGCUAAACUCCUUCACUGGAAUGGACAUUACAAACCUUGGGGAAGGGCGUCGUCCUUCCCAGAUGUGUGGGAUAGGUGGUUCAUUCCGGACCCCAUGGAGAAGUUUCAUCCCGUGCGGAGACACACGGGGGACAAAUUGGACUGAAAAUGUGGAAAAUUUGCCGAUUUGCACAAGUUAAGGUCAAGCUGCUGACCACAAACGCGUGUCUCUCAGGAACACAAGUAUAUACUUUAAGACAGUGGUGGGCAACAUUUAUGGCAAACUUGGGACGGACUAGUUCAUUUUUGGUUAAAUAAGUUAACUGUUGGCUGCCAUUCUUGACACUAAACGUCCAAUCCAUUUUGAAUUGCGUUUACAUCGGGCUUCCUGUUGAAUAAACCAAAAUUGACAGCAAGCGACCCCAUAAAUGUCCCAAAACCAACAGGACAUCAAAAAUCAAGGUCUGGCGCUGAAAGAUGAGCAUUUACAGCCAGUCCUUCCAGUUGAAGUGAAUUAGAUGUCCAUCAUUGUCAAUGGGAAGCAAUGAGUUCAUUCUGCGUUACUUCCAUGUCAUUUUAAGAUACUUACGGGUCGCUUUCUGUUGGUUUUGAGGCAUUUUUGGGUCACUUCCUGUUGAUUUUGACUCGCUGCCUGUUCGUUUUGAGAAAUGCCAAGGUCACUUCCUAUCGAAUAAUCCCAGAAUCAACAGGAAGUAACUCAUAAAUGCCCACAAAUCUACACUCUUGGAUUACAGACGGUACACCAACUGGACUGGAACAUCCAUUUUACAAUGUUUCAAGGACUUGAUAUGCAAGCUUUUGAUUAUUAUCUAGUGUAAAAACUUGUACAGGGAGUGUUUUUGCAGUUAUCCAUUUUGAAAUUUUGCUGACAAAUUUCAUAUUUGUGAUGUGGAAGAUCUCUACAGUAUGAAAGUCAAUAAAUUGCUCAGCAGAUUGGAACUCUGGUUUAUUACUUAGUAUGUACAAAAUAUUCACACAGACAAAUAAUUGUAGCGACUGGGACCUGGACUGCAGCUGGGCAGAGGACGAAAGGUGGUAUUUGAUAUGUGACAAUUGAUUUUGCCACGUGCCAUUUGAAAGGUGGAAAAGCGCUAUGUAAAUAUAACACCAUUUACCAUUUUGGUAUGUGGAAUUUUGCAGGCCAUGCACAUCCAUGCCAUUGACGGCCCAAAAAAAAAAAAAAAAAAAUGUGCCACAUGCCCAAAAAAAAAGCCACACGCCAAAAUACAUUUUGCCACAUACCCCCCGCCCCAAAAAAUGCCACAUGCCAAAAUACAUUUUGCCACAU
Corythoichthys intestinalis (scribbled pipefish) is the source of this 2485-nucleotide messenger RNA. It is a transcript of the gene glt8d1, whose product is annotated as glycosyltransferase 8 domain containing 1. Gene Ontology annotation, molecular function: glycosyltransferase activity. The coding region runs from base 236 to 1342 and encodes 368 amino acids. Lineage: Eukaryota; Metazoa; Chordata; Actinopteri; Syngnathiformes; Syngnathidae. Gene Ontology annotation, cellular component: Golgi apparatus. The transcript is spliced from 9 exons. The record is from RefSeq and is a predicted model, not a curated record.